Messenger RNA from Pygocentrus nattereri (red-bellied piranha), 2716 nucleotides. RefSeq names its product P2Y purinoceptor 13-like. Lineage: Eukaryota; Metazoa; Chordata; Actinopteri; Characiformes; Serrasalmidae. Gene Ontology annotation, biological process: G protein-coupled receptor signaling pathway; negative regulation of adenylate cyclase activity. Bases 76 to 1077 code for a protein of 333 amino acids. The transcript has 2 exons. The record is from RefSeq and is a predicted model, not a curated record. Gene Ontology annotation, molecular function: G protein-coupled purinergic nucleotide receptor activity. Gene Ontology annotation, cellular component: membrane.
UUAGAUGUACAGAUAAGGCUCAGAGACACUCCGCGCAACAUUGUAAUUUGCUCCAGUCGCAUCCUCAGAGGCUUGAUGGCGAAUAACAGCAGCUCAACCCUCAACUGUGGCGUUGACAAUCAAGUGAGGGCCAUAGCCAUCUCCAGCCUCUAUUUCCUGCUUUUCCUCCCUGCUCUUCUGCUCAACCUGCUGGUGGCUUGGAUUUCCGUGAACUUGAAGUCCAAGACCACCUUCAUGGUCUACCUGAAGCACCUGGUGGCCGCCGAUCUCCUGAUGACACUGACCUUCCCCGUCCGGGCUGCUAGCGAACUGCCAGGCAUCACGGACAGACUGCAGGCUUUCGCCUGCCGGUACUCGCAUGUCUUCUUCUAUCUGGCCAUGAACAUGAGUAUCAUCUUGAUGGGUCUCAUCAGCCUGGACCGAUUCUUUAAGAUCGUGCGGCCUGGAGGGAGACUUCUGUGCCAGAACCUGCGUUUCAGCAAAGUCCUGUCGGUUGUCAUCUGGCUGCUGCUAAUCAGCAUGAAUACCUUGCCGGUUAUUAUCACAACGAACCAGGACCCUUUCAACAACAAUACCAACAAAUCAGAGAUUUGCAUGAGCAUGAAAAGUAAAAUCGGACUCGUGUGGCAUAAAGUCGUCAUACAGUUCGCCUCUAUUAUUUUCUGGGCGGCAUGCAUUGUGAUCACGUUAAGCUACAUGUGUAUCACCAAGAAAGUGGUGGAAUCAUAUCACAGGUCACGCAGCAGCAAUGAUCAGGGGAAGCGUAAAGCCAAGGUUCGGGUUUUCCUGAUUCUUUUGGUUUUUCUGGUCUGCUACGUACCUUACUACAUUGUGCGGAUACCAUACACCAUGGUACAGGUCAGCGACAAGGGCUCCUGCACCAGACCCAUACUGAAAGUGGUUAAGGACCUCACCCUGUGGCUCUCGUCGACAAACGUGUGCUUGGACCCCUUGAUCUACUUCUUCCUGUGCAAAGCAUUCAGGAAAAGGUUUAUGGAAACUUGUGAGAUCAACAGGUUAUUUCCAUCCUUUGGUAAAACUGCAGAACCCUGUCAGUCCUCAGAUACUUCUCUGUAACCUGUAUGUAGAAAUCGCGGAUCUCUCUUUUCUUUUUGGGUGCUUUACACAAGUGCCGGUUACACAACCGCAUAGCUGCCUGGGUUCCUGAGAAAGCAUGCAUCUGAGAACAGUGGAACUAAAUAACUGUCAAGAACCUGCAACAGCUGAGGGGGUGGGAUCACAGAGGUCUGCAAAUGGAAGCCACGUCACAAAGCCACAGCUGCAGUUUCAGCUGCAGAGCUCUUUCAGCGUUGUGUUACAAAUUAGCAGCUUUUUAAAUCAACUGGAGUUUCUUAGCAAUAGGUUUAGAUUAAGGAGCCCUUCCCCACUGGGAUUCAACCAAAGUGGAGCUUAAUUUGUGUGAGAAGGAUUGACCAGAGGAGAAGGCCAGUGAGGCAGUCUGAAGCCACUGAAGUCAUCUGAUUGCCAUUGUGACAAUGCAUGGUACAAAAGAUAGCCUCAGUGACUCUAAUCACCUUCAUGUCAGCUUGAAUUCUUUUUAGCAUGUGUUUUAAACAUUUCACCUCCAAAGUUCAGUCUUAAAAGUUGGUUGAAUAUACUGCUUUCACAGUCCAAGUAGUCCCAAACACAUUCAGUAACUGGAGUGGUCAGUCCAUUGUUCAGCUUCUUUGUUUGAUGUGUCCAUCUCCUUUUCUCAGAGAGGUUCUUCUUGAUCAGCUACACAUCCUUUCAGACCCACAGCGCUGAGUUGUCUUCUCACAGUGAAAGCAGGAGUGGCGCUUCAGUCACUAAAGCUGAAAGCCUUUGGUGGCCUACAAGGCUUAACUGUUGUCAGGAGCCACAUUUUCUCUAUUUAUUAUGAUAAUUUAAAAAAAAAAUAGGCAAAUCCUCUUUUUCACAUUUGUUUUUGACUUUCCAAUUUCCUAUGUAAGUCAACUGUCUUAUAUUUAAUCUCCUUAGAAAAAUCUGCUGAAAGAUCAGUAAUCUGCACUUAAGGUUUUUUUUUUACCUUUGCACAAGAUUUUGCACAGCACUGUACAGCUUUCUGAGCUUUUAAUCUGUAUGAAGUUUGGUUGUCACCCUUUCUCAUCUUGGUAUUAAUAUUAUGGUUGUUUUGAUUAACAAACCAGUUAGAGUCAGAUUCGAAUGACUGCAUAGUCUUCUAUGGGACUCUGGUGCCCUCUGAAGGCCAAGAGUAGAACUGUCUAACUCGCCUGUAAACAGUGUGUCCACUGUAACCACACUCAUUAACAGCAAGAGCCUAUAGACAAGAUAUCCUCUGCCAAUUGCAUGUUAAUCUAUGUGUAUCAGCGAGAACAAGAGAGCGAGAAAGAGAGGGGGGGACAGAGAAUGAGGUCACUGAUUUCAUAUGGCCGCACUUUUUCUCAGCGCUCCAUUCACUCGAGUGAAUGGCAAUAUGGCCCUUUCUAACAGUCUGUAUGUGUAUGUCUUGGUGAGGUUCCCCCAGUCACAGGAAGACAGAGGUCUCACUGUAGAGGGAAGUGGAUCCAAGUGUGAGUUGUGUUUCUCCUGUCUUAAAGAUUUAAAGUCAUAGUGCACCAGUCUUAGACGUCUUCACUAUAGCUGUACUAUGUGUUAUUUGUAAUCAAUAGAGUGUUGAUAUCUAUUGUGUCCCCUAUAAUCUUAUGAAGUCAUUUUAAAUAAAAAAAAAAGAUGAGAUGGGUUCUCUCUGACA